This is a messenger RNA of Zophobas morio, 1571 nucleotides long. Its product is annotated as serine protease snake-like. Lineage: Eukaryota; Metazoa; Arthropoda; Insecta; Coleoptera; Tenebrionidae. Gene Ontology annotation, biological process: proteolysis. The record is from RefSeq and is a predicted model, not a curated record. The transcript is spliced from 7 exons. Bases 221 to 1297 code for a protein of 358 amino acids. Gene Ontology annotation, molecular function: serine-type endopeptidase activity.
CCUCGACAAUUUUCGAAAAAUGCAUUAAAUGCAAGAUUUCUAUAAAAAGCAAUAAAUUCCUACGCUUACUCUUUGUAAGUUGGACUCUUCAACAAAAAUAACAACAAGAACACUGAUAACCUCUUUAUCGCCUAAAAUUGGAAUGUAAAAUAGACGACAAUAAUAAUAUUAAGCAGAAUACACUUUAACAAAAUUUGUCACCAUUUACGGACUUAUUAAAAUGACUCUAACAACAACCACUAGUAUUUUGAUUUCUGUGUUAGUCUUUAGUGUUUCCAACGCUUUAUUUGAAGGGGACGACUGUGUAAUGCUAGAUCCUGAUGGCCGUGCUGGAAAAUGUAUAAGUCUUCGCAAAUGUCAUUUCGCUAGAGAACGUUUCCAAAUACUAAAAAUUCGUCCACAAAAUUGUGGUUUCAUACGAAAAACGCCUUUGGUAUGUUGUCCGAAAUCUACCAUACCAGUUUUAUCGAACUUUUCCAGAAGCGAAGACAAAUGUCGAGAAUACCAUGACUUGAGACUCCAAGGUAAGACGAUUGCUUUUGGUGAAAAGGCCCAAGCUAGAGAGUUUCCUCACAUGGCCGCUCUUGGUUACGGCAGUCGUAAAUCGGACGUUUUGUGGUUGUGUGGAGGCACCCUCAUUAGUGAACGCUUCGUUCUUACCGCGGCACAUUGCAUUGACAAUAUAGAAUAUGGUGACCCAAAAUGGGUACGAGUCGGAGAUUUGGACUUGAACGAUGGCAACGAUGAUGCUGAUCCUCAGGAUAUAGACGUCGGUACAAUUUUUGCACACCCUGAAUAUAAACCACCGUCGCAUUAUAACGACAUUGCUUUAAUUAAACUUCGAACUUCCGCAAAAUUUGGGAAGUAUGUGGCUCCGGCAUGCAUCCACACCAAAAGGAGUCUGCCUUCCGUUCCCUUGGAGGCAAUCGGUUGGGGUACAACUGACUUUUACGGUGACGCUAGUCCACACUUGCUCAAAGUUUUUUUAAAUGUUAUUGAGCCAAAAGAAUGUAAGAGAAUUUAUUCUAAUACAGUUGGGAGGAGGUUGUCGAAGGGUAUAUUAGAUGAAUCUCAAGUUUGCGCUGGCGAUUUGUCUGGGAAAGAUACUUGUCCGGGUGAUUCUGGUGGGCCAUUACAUUUUUUGGAUUCAGGAUCUCCACAGUUAAAAAAUCAUUUUGUUGUUGUUGGAGUAACUUCGUUUGGAAAAGGUUGUGGAUUUGAAAAUAGUGCUGGAGUUUACACUAGAGUGUCUAAUUACCAGUCUUGGAUAGAAAACACUGUAUGGCCUAUACAGUAAUUUCAACAAUAGGUACUCAUAUCAAAACUGACAACGGUGAACUAAUAUGGUAACAUUGGUGCCAAUAAUUCGGAAUUGCCAACCCGAAAAAAACCAGAAUUAAAUUUGAAAAUAAGAAAUAAGAAGGCUUUGGAAACAAAAGAUAUAAAAGACAUAGUGGACAUAAUAGCGCAAACAUAUCAUGGGACAAAUCGUUGAUUUUUUUUAAUAAAUGUCACUGUCAUUUGCAAAAAUUGAGGUGAAACUAAUUAAAAUACGCCCUACGUCUUUCAAA